GGGAGGGGGUUACGUCGUUACGUCAGUGUGCGUAACGUCAGCUCCUCUGGGAGCAGCUCGGACUGUCAAUCAACGUCCUCCUGGUUAACAGCUCCGAGGCUCAGAGAUGGCGACCCGAGUCCUUCAGAGAGUAGGCAGCGGCCUCAAACAGACGAGAAACGGGCUGCAGACGACCGGGCAGGCCACGGUUCUCGUAAGGAGCCUCUCAGGUUACCGUGAGGACAGCUGGUUCAAGUCUCUGUUCGUUAGAAAGGUCGACCCCCGAAAAGACGCUCACUCUCAUCUGCUCGCCAAGAAAGAAGACAACAAUCUGUACAAAAUACAGUUUCACAAUGUCAAGCCUGAGUGCCUUGAUGAUUACAAUGAACUUUGUGCGGGCAUCUUGCCUUCCAUUAACGCCAACCCUGAAUACCCUUGUGAGCUUGUGGGAACCUGGAACACAUGGUACGGAGAGCAAGAUCAGGCAGUUCACCUGUGGAGAUAUCGGGGAGGAUACCCGGCUCUCACCGAAGUCAUGAACAAACUCAGGCAGAAUAAGGAGUUUACGGACUACAGGAAAGAGAGGGGGAAGAUGCUGCUGUCUCGUAGGAACCAGCUGCUGCUGGAGUUCAGUUUCUGGAACGAGCCCGUCCCCCGUCCAGGACCCAACAUCUAUGAGCUCCGAUCGUACCAACUCAGGCCAGGGACAAUGAUCGAGUGGGGAAAUUACUGGGCGCGUGCGAUUGAGUUUCGCCAGCAGAACCAUGAGGCGGUUGGAGGCUUUUUCUCACAGAUUGGAAGUCUGUACACGGUUCACCACUUAUGGGCGUACAAAGACCUUCAGUCCAGAGAAGACACAAGAAAUUCCGCCUGGCAGCAUGACGGUUGGGAUGAGGUUGUUUAUUACACAGUCCCUCUUAUUCAGCACAUGGAAUCUAGAAUAAUGAUUCCCUCAAAGGGCUCGCCCUUGAAGUAACCACAAACACCGGGGGAACCUCUCAGCAGCCACUGCAACUGUCGCAGUGAUCUGUGGAGAGAGUAACCGACCAUCAGAGUGUGCACUGCCAGGGAAAUCUGCGUAACAUCAACAUGUUGUUUCAGUUUUUGUUUUCUUUUUGUUCUUUGUUUCUUUACUUCCCUUUUCUGUGUGGGCCUAGAAUGUCUUAUUUCAGAUGAUGAUGUUAAAAUGGUCGUCACCAAAACCGCAUCUGUUACAGCAGUCACUGUGUUACUGAUCAUUAAUGCGCUUUGUGUAGACAAAAUAUAAUUUGACAUGCCCCUCCUCUUCACUGUCUCUAUCUUUUCAAAGGGUCAGACUUUUAGAGCCGUGUCUUAUUUUUUUAUGAUGAUAUAAAAACAUCAGUGUUUGAGUGUUUUAAUACCAGGAAGAGAUCAAACAUUUAGCAGUUCUAGUGCUGGUCGCAGGGGCUAAAAAUGUCCAAAGGUCUUUCCGAAAAAUGACUCGUAAGCCCUGUUGCACUAGCAUUGAUAACAAAUCUAACAAAAGUAACUGCAUCCAGUAUCUCACAACAAAAACACUGCGUCCACCUGUUCACUAUCAUUAUGAAUCAGAUAAGCUUCUUUAAAUGUUACAGGUGAUGGUCAGUUUUACAAAGAGGAGAACGCUGUUUACAAAUCACUGUUCUAAAAUAGACAAUAUAGCUGAUUGUCAGAGAUAGAUACCUGUGUUAUAUUCUGUAAAAGUUCACCAGGUACACUCAUCCAGAAAAUGUGACUUAAUGUUUACAUGGUUUGGUCCAGCCAACUGAUUAUGGUGUGUACCAGUUGUUGACUGGAUGAAAGGAUUCAUAACGACACUAUUAUGAAGAUGCACAGAAAUUAAAAUUCACAAACACACCACAGAGUGUCAGUCUAGUCAGAACAGGGAGUUAGACUUUGAUCUAGAGCACAGUCGGUUUAAGUUGUGUUGCAUUCGCCAAAAGAGUAAUUUUCCCGGUUUGUGUCUCCUCUGUUAAACUGACCACAUCUCUAUAUUCUUUUCUAACUAUAACAUCAAGACACUUCUGGCUCUUCUGGAGGGGGACAAGAUGAUUCGAAUGAUUAGAAAAUGUUUGUGAUUGCUGCAGAACUAAUCAUUAUGUAUAAACUGCUGCACACUGACUGGUGUGACCUGUCCCUCAAUCAAGCAAUUAAUGCCAACCGGGUGAUUGUGUGCUCUAACUGAGAUUAAUGUUUUUUUUAAACGGUCAGAUUGUAGAUAUACAUAGUGGGUGUAUUGACCAAGCCAGGGUCAAUCCUGUAUCUGUAAAUGAAGUGGGAUAUUCUAAACGAUGUUGAUAAACAAUUGGACAGGAGAGGAGUAAUAUCUCAAUGUGGUGAAUGUGGAUUGCAGUGCUUUAAUAAGAUUAGUUGUAAAUACUGAAUUAAACUUAUGAUUAAAAAUGAAAAAAAAUA
Messenger RNA from Sebastes umbrosus (honeycomb rockfish), 2394 nucleotides. Its product is annotated as protein NipSnap homolog 2-like. Gene Ontology annotation, cellular component: mitochondrion. The record is from RefSeq and is a predicted model, not a curated record. Lineage: Eukaryota; Metazoa; Chordata; Actinopteri; Perciformes; Sebastidae. The coding region runs from base 107 to 955 and encodes 282 amino acids. The transcript has 10 exons.